Molecule: messenger RNA, 915 nt
Organism: Penicillium antarcticum
Lineage: Eukaryota; Fungi; Ascomycota; Eurotiomycetes; Eurotiales; Aspergillaceae
Exons: 2
Coding region: 1-915 (304 amino acids)
Source: RefSeq, a predicted model, not a curated record
AUGAUCGACUAUCGCCAUGGAAUCUCAAUCCUAGAGAUCAUUGUUUACAGCCCUACUCUAUUCCUUGCCCUUUGGAUGGCCUUCCACCAUGGAUUCAAGAAGAGUUCUGGAUGGUACUUCUUCGUUGUUUUCUCUCUUGCGCGCAUCAUCGGUGCAGCAUGCUACCUGGCCACGAUAAAUGCGCCUUCCAAUAUUAAUCUUUACAUCACAUGGGCUGUCUGCACGUCGCUGGGCAUAUCACCAUUAAUCUUAGCUUGCAUAGGUCUUCUGUCGCGAGCCAACGACUCCAUAAUGCGAAAAACAGCAAAGCCACUCUCUCCCAUGCUCUUCCGAGGCGUUAGUCUUAUCUCGAUGGUUGCCUUGAUUGUCAGUAUUGUCGGAAGCACCGAGAAUAGCGACAUCACCCACGGCCUGGUAAACACCAAGACACAAGUUGCCCUUGUCCUCUUCUUGGUCACCUGGGUCGGAGCAUGCAUCCUCUUCCUCCUCAUUGCAGCCCGCUCUCGCAGCAUCGAAGAUGGAGAACAUCGCUUACUCCUUGCAGUCGGAAUCUCGCUUCCUUUGAUCCUCGUUCGACUGGUCUACUCGUUCAUUUAUACUUUCGGCCAUAAGUCUGAAUUCAGCAUGCUUUCGGGAAACGUCACCAUCCAACUAGUCAUGUCCAUUUUGGAAGAGAUUAUUAUCGUUCUCGUGUGUCUAGGAAUCGGUCUUACACUUCAAGUGCGACCCAAUCCGGAGUACUCCCACCAGCCCAGUGUCUCCGACCGACAGGGGGACUCUAUUGAAAUGGAGAAUGAUACCUAUCAGGGACAUCAAUCUCGCAGGGAGAAGACGCAACGGCCCAAGCGUCGUGGUGGUCCUCUGUACCUACUGGUGAUGUUCAUCGUGGAUACAAUCAAUGACAGGAGAAAGUGA